Neohortaea acidophila is the source of this 1128-nucleotide messenger RNA. RefSeq names its product WLM domain-containing protein. Gene Ontology annotation, molecular function: proteasome binding. NCBI's taxonomy places the organism in Eukaryota, Fungi, Ascomycota, Dothideomycetes, Mycosphaerellales, Teratosphaeriaceae. The record is from RefSeq and is a predicted model, not a curated record. The transcript has a single exon. Bases 1 to 1128 code for a protein of 375 amino acids.
AUGGCCGGCGUAUGUCCGGGCUCCGGCUCGCCCAAAGACAUCGACAUCAUCUCCAACUCCAGCUACAUCAACUCCCUCUCCGACCACGACUCCGACGACGCCGCCACCACCGCCGCAGACGCCAACCCAAUCUUCACCCUCACCCUCCACCUGCACAGCAAACCCCUUCAAGUUCCCUUUUACCACUCCGACGCCACCAUCCAAGACCUCUCCGACACCGUCGCCGAAGACCUGCACAUCCCCCCGACGAACCAGAAAUUCCUCGUCUCCCCCAAAACCGGCUUGCUCAAGCCGCCCUUCAAGAACCCCGCCCUCCUCCUUAACACGCUCCUCGACAAGAAAAUUGUCCUCAUGGGCGCCACCACCGCCGAAGUCGCCGAGCUCGAAUCCGAGAUCCAAGCGCGCAAAGACCGCAUCAGCCGGCGGAAAGCAGCCCUGCAAGCCGGCCGGAAAGUAAAGGCGCACAAGAGCCGCGACUGGAAGCGAACGCAGGACGAAGCGCGCUACACCUUCCACACCAUCCAACCUCUCACCUACCUCCCCAACCCGGAGAAGUCGCAACGCUUCCUCGAGCGCCUCCGCGACGACGCCGGCGUCAAGUCUUCCAUGCGCAAACACGGCUUCUCCGUCGGUCUCCUCACAGAAAUGAACCCCGCCGAGCACACGACGCACGAGUCGCGAACACUAGGCCUCAACCGCAACCGCGGCGAGGUCAUCGAGCUGCGUCUCCGCACAGAUGCCUACGACGGCUACCGCGACUACAAAGUCAUCCGCAAAACGCUGUGCCACGAACUUGCGCACAACGUGUGGGGCGAGCACGACCAGAACUUCUGGAAGCUGUGUCGCGAGAUUGAAGCGGAGGUCGAGCGGAAUGACUGGCGGCGUGGCGGGCAUAGCGUGGGCGGAGAGGAGUUCUACAACCCUGAGGACGAGGGUGUGGAUGAAGAGGCGGAUGGCGGUGGCUGGGAGGGGGACUUUGUGCUCGGGGGCGAGGUCCCGGGUGCCGGCUUGAUGGACCGGAGGGAGAUUAUGGCGCGCGCGGCAGAGGCGAGAAUGAGGAGACAGAACGAGACCAAGGCGGCGGAGCCUAAGGAAAAGAAAGAGGAGGGUGCAUCGAAGCGAUCGUGA